CCUUUGAAUCCCUUUGAUAAGACAGGGUUGUAAAUUACUUCUUAUAACUUUAUUCAACAACCUUCACACAAUGCUUUUAUUAAUCCAAUUGUACACUGUGCCCUUAUUCAUCCUCCUGUACACCAUGUCCUUAGUAACGAAAUUGUACACUGUGCCCUUAUUCACCCACCUGCACAUGGCUUUACUAAUCCAAAUGUACACUAUGCCCUUUUCACUCACCUGUACACCAUGCCUUUACUAAUCCAAUUAUACACAUGCCCAUAUUCACUCUCCUGUACACAAUGUCCUUACUAACCCAAUUGUACACUGUGCCCUUAUUCACUCACCUGUAUACCAUGCCUUUACUAAUCCAAUUAUACACAUGCCCAUAUUCACUCUCCUGUACACCAUGCUUUUACUAAUCCUAUUGUACACUAUGCCCUUAUUCAUCCUCCUGCACAUGCUCCCAUCAGUUUCUUUUCUCUGCACUGACAGGUAUUGGUCUGUUUGCAGAUGUUCCACUCCUUGUUCCUGAACACAGACUGAGGCUGUCAGCGCAGGGAAUGGAAGGAGCGGAUGGCAGUGAAUCCACACCAAGAAGAAGGACACAGAAACUCCCAGUGAUUCUUCUUCCAUGAGAUGUGAGAACCUUGCCUGAGGCGAUUAUCAGGAGCAGCAAACAGCCACCACUGUAAAUUGCAUUGUGACUCAGGACAAAGACAUGACCUGCAUGUGGAACAAAGAUGGACUGUCCUUUGAGAACUACUCCCUGUACUACUGGUACAAUUCGGAUGGUGUGAAGGCAGCUGCCCCUUGUGCUCACUACCUACAGGAACGUGGGAUCAACAUAGGCUGCUGGUUCAACUCGUCCGCUGUCCGAACCUUUAGUACAUUCAAUGUGAGAUUAAACAGCAGCAAACAGGAGCACAAACAACUGUUUCGAAACCUACAAGACUUAGUCAAGCUGGAGCCUCCUGUUAAGCUGCACGUAGAGAACACAAGUGACUUGGAACUCCUCCUGAGCUGGGAGCCAUCCCGUGGCUUCAGGCUGCUCUGUUUCACUUAUCAAGUGAAAUAUCGCAGCCUGGCCAGUGACUCGUGGACGGUAAAGAAUGUCACUAGCACCCAGUUUUCCUUGCCCAGCUAUAGCCGUGACAAGCUCUACACAUUUCAUGUGAGAAGCAAGCUGAGCGAUUUGUGUGCCUCCGCUGUAUUAUGGAGCGAGUGGAGCGUAGGAGUAUCCUGGGGCAGAAAUGAUACAAUUCCCAUCACAGAGACGUCACUUCCGAUCAUAGCCAUCAUCAGCGUUGGAUUCUCCAUUGCGUUUUUCUGUGUACUGGCUAUGCUUAUUCGCACGGAGAGGAUCUGGGUGAUUCUAGUGCCUCAGAUUCCAAACCCUGAGAAGGGUCUUCAGGAUCUUUACAAAAUGUACGACGGGGACUUCCAGGAAUGGAUUGGAGUUUCCAAAGAUGUUGUGAAGAGUUUGAACCAUAAUUAUACGGAGCCUUUAUGCAGCGUUUGCGAGGACACAGAAUGCCCAGUGGUAGAGAACAAGAAGCCUCCACCCACCUAAAUCAACUGGGAUUUGGGACGGAGAUUGAGCAAAAUGUUCGAUUUUCUCUAGAAAGACGUACAGUAUGCAAUGGCUGCAUGGCAAUAAAACAAUGGCAACUAAAGGGGAAUGUGUUUUGCUUUUCUUCCAGCUUAAAUAUCUAUAUUAUAUUUUAGCCUUAUCUAUAAAUCAGCUGCUCUGUGCUACUAUUAUAUUGAAUUUAGUGUAUGGCUGGCUGUAUUAAAGGGACCUUUUAUUUAGCAUUUGUUGCGUUGAAACAAUGGCACCUCAAUGAUGCAAAUACACAUUUUACAAAGUGCUCACUGUGUACCUCCCUACAGCAAAUCACCCCAAAAAUACAAUUGAGGAAACCGAGGGGAGAUUUUACACAGGUGUCAAAAUGUUUGUGUCGUUGAUUUGUCAAUAGUCAAAUUUGUGAGGUUUUAGAAUUUUUUUUCUACUAUGAAUAAACUUACAAUUUAAGAAAA
Messenger RNA from Xenopus laevis (African clawed frog), 2019 nucleotides. RefSeq names its product interleukin 2 receptor subunit gamma L homeolog (gene il2rg.L). Gene Ontology annotation, cellular component: membrane; external side of plasma membrane. The transcript has 9 exons. Gene Ontology annotation, molecular function: cytokine receptor activity. Gene Ontology annotation, biological process: cytokine-mediated signaling pathway. The record is from RefSeq and is a predicted model, not a curated record. Bases 701 to 1552 code for a protein of 283 amino acids. Lineage: Eukaryota; Metazoa; Chordata; Amphibia; Anura; Pipidae.